Suillus paluster is the source of this 2325-nucleotide messenger RNA. RefSeq lists its product as uncharacterized. The transcript has 15 exons. Lineage: Eukaryota; Fungi; Basidiomycota; Agaricomycetes; Boletales; Suillaceae. Bases 1 to 2325 code for a protein of 774 amino acids. The record is from RefSeq and is a predicted model, not a curated record.
AUGAUUCAGGAUCAUCCUCUCCUUAGUUGGAUAGAUUAUCGGGAAUUAUUCCUUCUGGAGAUGCUUCACCACAAUGGAAGAGGCGAUGACAUCUCCUUGACCUUCUGCAACACCUGUGGGAUCAUGGUUGGCUCAUACCAUUACAAGGAUUGUUUCAUGUCCACAUUAUCAUGUCAGAUGUGCGUUGUUGGCGCUCACACAUAUUCACCAGCACAUCGUGUAGAGAAGUGGAACAGUGAAUGCUUCCAAAAUGUGACUCUCAAGGAUCUAGGGCUUCACGUGCAACUUGGGCACAAAGUUGGUGAAUCUUGCCUACUUCCCAGCCAAGCCUUCAAUGACAAUUUCAUCCUUAUUGACACUCUAGGCAUACACCCUAUGGCCGUGGACUUUUGUGGGUGCGAUAGAGCACAAUCUCACACUGAACAACUCUUACGUGUUGGUUGGUUCCCUGCAAUGACCAGUGACCUGAGAACUGCAGCAACAUUUUGUGUACUGUGGCAGUUCCAUGUCUUGUCAUUUGAGUCGAAGAUUUCGGCCUAUGAGUUCUAUCAUUCUUUGGUUCGUAUGAUGGACAAUACUGGCCUUUUGAAGCACAGGGAUCAUUACAAGGUCAUCAUUGCCACACAGCAGGGUGAAUGUGCGGUUUUAUGCCUGGUGUGCCCUCAACCAGGGAAGAAUCUGCCAGAUGAUUGGGAGCUUGCUCCAAAAGGAAAAAGAUGGUUAUACGGCCUCUUUCUUGCCAUUGACGCGAACUUUUGCCUGAAGAGGCAGAUCAUAUCUAAGGACACUGUAGAUCCAAGCUUGUCCCAUGGGUGGGGAGAUGUAACACAGAAAAGUACGUGUGUGAGUCAUAAUGCCGUGAAUAUGGCAGAAUCAAAGUCAUCAAAUUGGCAUAACAUGAAGCUUCUGAAUGGUGUCGGGGACUUGCAGAAAGGCGAGAGAUAUAUUAACAUGGAUUUUCUGUUCUUUUCAACCUUGCGCCACCGCUCUCUCAAAGUUCUCAAUAUGAUGUUUUCUUUCAAUUGGUCUUGUUGGGUUGGUUGCACUGAUGGCGAGGCUCCAGAGCAAGGAUGGUUGAACAUCAACCCGGUAGCUUCUAGUACCAAAGAGAUGGGUCCAGGCUGUCGAUGGGACACACUGGAUGACCAUUUUGGAGACUGGAAUUGGAAGAAGGUCGUCAAUUUAGGGGCGAACUUACUAUGCAAGACAAAGGAAGCAAUGCUGGAGAAGGUGGCCUUCCAUGCGACUUUCAAAGAACUGGAUGCUGCUAUUACUGAAGAACACCACAUAGCCUGGAAGGCAGAGGUAGAAAGGUGGGAGGAGAACCCCAAUGACCCAAGUGUGUCAAAUCCGUUUGAAGCUAAAUCUGUUGCCAUCACACAGGCUGGUGCACACCUGAAACUAGUGCAACUGGAGGCAAAGGAGCUGGAACAAGGGGCAGAUGUAUCGCUGCACCCGGAGGUUUCGCCGAGUAUCCUCAUAGGAUUAGGUCUGGAUCUAGAAGAAGAACAGUUCAUGAAGGGUCUGGGUAACCACAUCAUGGAUACCCAGAAAGGAAACCUGCUACAUCAGAGAAAUGGUUUAAAUUUGCUAUAUAUGCCUGUUGCACAUGACGCACUAGAAGAGCUCCGGCAAUGUCUGCACAUCUGCUCGUCACUCUUGACAUACAAGAAGGACUGGGUGCACAGGCAGGGUGCAAAUACGGGGGCUCAGAAUGCCUUAGAACAUGUUACUGGAAGACAGGCAGCUUGUACAGCAAGGUACCAUGCUUCAUGGGAGGCGCUGAAUACCCUGGCACGAGAACUUGGGAAGGUAGGGUGGGAACAAGGACUGUGGCUGCUGGAGCCUGACGACAUACAACCACUGAUUGAUCCAGACAUUUUGCCUGGGCAGGGGAGACAAAAAUUGACGUGGAUCUGGAGGAUGCAUGGUGUGGAUAGUAGCGGGGAUGGUACAGAUGAAGAUGGUGUGAGGGUAGAGUGGUGCAAGGCGCGAGCUCACACGAUGUGCUGGGCCAAGGAGGUUGAACUACUCCAUGAGGAAAUGUGUCGUGUCCUUCAGUUUUUUCGGUGGCAGGCCACGUGGUGGGAUGAGCAGGGGUAUCAGUGUGUGGAGGAGGAUACAGGGUGUCUUGAGGGUAUACGGGCUUAUGCUGCCAAGCAGGCAAAAAUUCACCGAGCAUUCAUUGACCAUUUUCAGAUUUUGUGGUCUCUCUUUCUGUUGAGCUCUCCUGAUGCCAUAGCCUUGUCGAACAUCAUUCUUUCUGGUGCAGACCAUCCUGCUGACCUCCCCGAUCUCUCAGCGCCGCGCCCACCUGAGAUCUAG